GCUCAAGUAAAGAAAAAGAAAGUUAUAUAUAUAUAAUUGUAGAAAAUAAAAAAGAAAAAGAAAUCUGUUUUUGGUCUUAAAUUUUGAUCUCUCUGCCAUCAAAACCACAAACCAGAGCUUAGUAGAACAGUCUCAGUGUUUGUAUUUUUACUUUGGAGACAAGUACACGGAUAUUUAUGACGGGAGGACAAGGGGAUACCGGAAAUGGGAUUGAGGCAGUGGCUGGAUCAAAUAAUCCAAGACAGGAGACGGCAGCUCCACCACCGGAAGCGGGUGGUCCGGCGGGUUCUGCAGCGGAGGCAGGGAAGAAGAAGAGGGGGAGACCGAGGAAGUAUGGGCCGGAUGGGAAGUUGAAUGUGGCGGCACUGUCACCGAAGCCGAUAUCGGCGUCGGCACCGGCACCGACGGCAGUUAUUGAUUUCUCGGCGGAAAAACGUGGAAAAGUGCGGCCGGCGAGUUCCUUGACCAAAACCAAAUAUGAAGUCGAGAGUUUAGGAGAAUGGGUACCUUGUUCGGUUGGCGCCAAUUUUACGCCCCAUAUCAUCACCGUAAGCAGUGGCGAGGACGUAACGAUGAAGGUUCUCUCAUUUUCUCAACAAGGACCUCGAGCAAUCUGCAUUCUGUCUGCUAACGGCGUGAUUUCGAGCGUGACGCUUCGUCAACCCGACUCCUCCGGUGGAACUUUAACAUAUGAGGGUCGUUUUGAAAUAUUGUCAUUGUCGGGAUCGUUCAUGCCGAGUGACAGUGUAGGAACAAAGAGCAGGAUUGGUGGAAUGAGCGUCUCCUUAGCAAGCCCAGACGGACGAGUUGUUGGUGGUGGAGUUGCUGGUUUGUUAGUAGCUGCAAGUCCAGUUCAAGUGGUUGUAGGAAGCUUUAUAUCUGGUAACCAAACCGAGCAAAAGCCAAAGAAGUCAAGACACGACGUUGUAUUACCGGUUUCUACUUUUCCAAUCUCUAGUGUUGAACCCAAAUCAUUCAAGACGACGACGACGACAUCUUCCUUUCGUGCUGAAACAUGGUCACCUAAUGUAGUUCCAGAUUUAAGAAGUCAACCAACUGAUAUCAAUGUAUCAUUAACUAGUGGUUGAUAUAUAUUGUCAUUGUAUUGUUCAACCAUUUGUGACCACAUCGUUGUCGAGCUUCUAUCUGAGUAGGCAUCAUUGUUUGUUGUUUACGUUGAUGUGGAUGAUUGACUAUUUUUUUUUUUUUGCUUUUACAAGUAGCAUUUUAGUUUGUAUUCUUGUUUUGACAUACUCAUGUUUAGGUAGUAACUGAAAGAUAUAUUAUUGUCUAGGCUUCAACUAGUUUGAUCGCAAAAUUUUAGAUUCGACCUUUUAAUUUAAACUUGAUGGAUUCAAA
Molecule: messenger RNA, 1359 nt
Organism: Cucumis melo (muskmelon)
Lineage: Eukaryota; Viridiplantae; Streptophyta; Magnoliopsida; Cucurbitales; Cucurbitaceae
Product: AT-hook motif nuclear-localized protein 1-like
Exons: 6
Coding region: 177-1088 (303 amino acids)
Molecular function (GO): minor groove of adenine-thymine-rich DNA binding
Source: RefSeq, a predicted model, not a curated record